This is a messenger RNA of Manacus vitellinus (golden-collared manakin), 1643 nucleotides long. RefSeq names its product E3 ubiquitin-protein ligase Topors-like. The transcript is spliced from 5 exons. Lineage: Eukaryota; Metazoa; Chordata; Aves; Passeriformes; Pipridae. Gene Ontology annotation, molecular function: ubiquitin protein ligase activity; metal ion binding. The record is from RefSeq and is a predicted model, not a curated record. Bases 288 to 1643 code for a protein of 451 amino acids. Gene Ontology annotation, biological process: protein polyubiquitination; protein monoubiquitination.
CUGGCAGAGCCUGGCCUGCUCUGGCUUACGCCUGGACUCCUGUUGAACAUGUCCGUGAGUGUUGAGCCAGGCUUUUCUCACAGCUGGGUGCUGCCAUUGGCAGCUCUCAGUGCCCAGCCUGGAGCCACUAGUAGUGUUGAGUUUCUUGGCUCAGGCCUGAGUUGCCAAGCCUGAGUUGCUUGGCUCAGGCAAUCAAGCAUCUUGAUAAGUGAGCUGUGCAUGGAAACGUACCCUUGGGGUGGCUCUAGGACAGUGUGUGACACCUUUUGGUAAUACCAGAACCAGUCAUGGGGAGCAUCUUCUCAUUCUUGUCUGACCCCAAACUUCAGGAAGGCACAGACAAGGCCACAGAAACAGAGUGGAACUGCCCCAUCUGCCGUGAUACUCGAGAUGACCUUGCUUAUGUAAUGCCCUGUCUCCACCAGUUCUGCCUGGGCUGCAUUAUGCGUUGGGCAGAGAUGCAAAUAGUGUGCCCACUCUGCAGAGACCUGAUAGAGUCUGUAAGGUUUUCUGUGCAGACAGAUAGCUAUAUAGACUGUGUCUUCACAGCCCCCGAAGAUGCCAGCAGCUGGGCAGGAAUAACUCUUGGACAGCUAGUUAGAAACAACCCCUAUCACUUUGCAGCAUCCCCUUCACGUUCUCCACGGGGGAUAUUGCCAGCAGCUGAGCCAGGGGGUGCAGGAACAGAGCCCGUGGGUGGACUCAUGCCUAGGGUGUGGGCAGAACUUUUCCGAAGAGACGAACAUCUCCUUGAUCCUGUGGUGCCCUGGCUGCGGCAGGAGCUGGAGGCAAUAUAUGGAACCAGGUGGUGGAUGGCGAGGAUUGCAGAGAGCAUCAUCCUGCAUGCUGUGUCCAUCUGUGGUCCAGCUGCGAAUGUCUUGGUCCAGGUGCUGCAGGACUUCCUCGAGGAACAUACAGAACCUCUGAUCCAUGGCACCAUCAGCAUCAUUGUUGACCAGUGCAGUGAGGAGGCUCACAGGCUGCUGCACUCCCCUGCUGUCCCAGAGGACGACAGCAGCUCUGUGGCCACCGCCAGCAGCACCCAGCGCGGUACUCCCGCCCCCCAUUCCACCCCUGCCAGAAGCUCUACGAGCUCCAGCACAACGCAACCUGCCCUCGGCAGCCCCCACGCGUCUGCUCCCGUCCCUGCAGACCAGGAAGAACUGCAGGAGGAGGAAAAGUGCCACCAAAACCUCAAGUCUGGACAUGAGGAGAGCAGAAUUCAGGCUGCUAAGGGAAUUAAUGACAGACCAAGAGGGUCUCAGUGCCCUGAGCUGAGGGACCAUGACUGCGAGAAUGAUCAACUCCCAGUCAACCCUGAAAUUGUGCAGGAUCUCCCGAUCCAGCUGCAUCCCUGCGAAUCCAUGGGACCUGAUGGGAUUCAUCUCAGAAUCCUCAAAGAUCUGGCUGAUGUCUUUGUGAAACCAUUCUCGAUGAUUUUUGAGUGGCACAUCGCAUCGGCAAGCACCCAGACACACUCGCGCACAUGCGAGACACACGUCGUGCUGUCUGGCAAACCUCCUCGUCGGGAAGGGCGCCAGCGACGCGAAAUGCAAUCCAGUGGCUUCCCCCUCCCUCCUCCCAAGAAGAGUUAUUUUAAAACUUCAGGCAUAGUUCUCGGUAGUAACAGUGAUCAGGGAUAA